Molecule: messenger RNA, 5013 nt
Organism: Seminavis robusta
Lineage: Eukaryota; Bacillariophyta; Bacillariophyceae; Naviculales; Naviculaceae
Source: the annotation of a GenBank genome assembly
AUGUCGAUCUGUCCCAAAGGCAUGUGGGUAACCGAGCCUCAUGCUCUCUCCAAACUGGGUAUGGCGACGGGAGACGAGCUGAAAGAAGCUCUCAAAACAGGACGUUUGCCUCAUGUCCUGGUAGAACGAGGGAGCAAUGUCAAGUCAGCCACUGCCCCCUUUACGCAGCAUCGAUUCUUUUACGUUACCAACGAAGGCCAAUCCGCUCAAGCCAAUCUAUCUCUCAAGCUCAUGCAAUGGAUCCAGGUGUGUCAGGCUCUGGGAGAUAAUGGAGACGAUUUCUCCGAAAUGGAUCCUCGCCACAUUGGACUGUUGGCGCGAUAUGCUGGCAAACCGUCGAUAGAUCCAAACUCUUUUGGGACUCUGGUCAAUGAACUCAAGGGCGCUCAAGCAGUGAUCCUGCCAGAUGCCUUGAAGCAACUUCCACCUACGGAUGGAGACAACAUUGCAUCCCUGGACGCCUUGCUCAGUCAAGGAGACGGAGCUCGUCCCACGGGAGAAUCCCACACGGUUUCUGGGCCCGUCUCGAGUAGCAAACCCCAAGAGGGAGAAAUUUACAUUCGAGCCGAUGGCAAAAAGGUUCGCAGAGUAAAGAAGAAACCCGCUGCGGCUCCUAGUAGCAGUCAAUCCGUAGCGGGGACACCCUCUCUCUCGUCGCACUUGGGUGGGGCUGCUGCCAAAGGCCCAGGUGGUGACAGUGCCACGGUUCCUGGUGAUAUUGGAAAAUCACAGCCGCAUGAAGAGGGAGAAAUUUAUAUUCGUGCUGAUGGAAAGAAAGUCAGACGAGUGAAAAAGAAGAAACCUACUGCCUCAGAUUCCGCCAGUGUGGCCCCAGCAUCCACCUCGUUGGGAUCCAUGCUGUCCCAGCAAGAGACAGCCAAAGUGGGAGGCGAUAGUGCUACUGUCCCCGGAGAUCUUGGCGCAUCCAAGCCUGCCGAAGAGGGAGAAAUAUACAUUCGAGCCGAUGGAAAAAAGGUUAGGCGGGUCAAGAAAAAGCCUGCUGGUGAUAGUGCCACCGUCACGGGGGCACCGGCUCCGGCUGCUGAAGAAGGAGAAAUUUACAUUCGAGCCGACGGAAAGAAAGUCAGGAGGGUCAAGAAAAAACCCGCAACUCUGGAUGGGUUGCUCGAUUCCAACGUGCUUCAAAAUGCACCUGGAGCCGGCAGUGGAAGUGCGACCGUCACGGGAGCCGAAACGGGUGGUAACCUGCAACAAGAAGGAGAAAUCUACAUUCGUGCCGACGGAAAGAAAGUUCGACGAAUCAAGAAGACUCGCAGUGUUUCUGGUAAGGGCCUUUCAACCUUUUUGGGCAACAGCGAUGCACAACGACCACAGGGCGGAAGCGCUACAGUGUCCGGUGACGGAAAGGAACUAGGAGAAAUCUACAUUCGGGCGGAUGGAAAAAAGGUUCGACGUGUCAAGAAGAAUCCCCAGGCAGCCGCACCGUCGAGCUCGCAAUCUUUGGCUGGAUUCCUCGACACUGGAGCUACGGGAGGAACAGGAAUGUCUGGAAGUGCAACGGUGACUGGAGCCGAAGGCCAUAAGGCCAAGUAUUCUGAGGGUGAGAUCUACAUUCGCCCCGACGGAAAGAAAGUAAGGCGAAUUAAGAAGACGGCGAAAUCGGAGGAAGAAAAGAAGAAGGAAGAGGAAGAAAAGAAGAAACAAGAAGAGGAGGAAGCCGCAAAGAAGGCGGCAGAGGAAGAGGAAGCUAGGAAAAAGGCCGAGGAAGAAGCUGCAAAGCAAGCGGGCGAGGCAGAAGCGGCCAAGCCAGAAGAAGCUGCAAGUCAGCCACCAGCCGGUAGCGCAGCAGGUGACUUGGCUGGAUUUUUGGAUAAGGCAGCCGAUGAAAAGCCCAAGGUUUCGGGAAGUGCCACUGUGGCCGGGGAUAUGGUUGCACCCAAAGCAGGGGCAGCACAACCAGACGAAGAAGUGGAGAUCAUCACCAGAGCCGACGGAACGAAAGUUCGCCGAAUUCGAAGACGAGUGCCUGCAGGAGGAGCUGCGAACAACCAGUCAAAAACACUCGAUGGCUUCUUGGGCCAAGAUGCUUCUGCUAGACCAACAGGUGGCAAUGCAACUGUGGCGGCAGGGGACGGGGAGGGGGAAAUCUUCGUCCGGCCCGAUGGAACAAAGGUUCGCCGCGUGCGAAGAGUCGUCAAUUCAGCUGAUGCAAGCCAGGAAGGGGAAAUCAUCACCCGACCCGACGGUACCAAAGUUCGACGUAUAGUUCGCAAAGCUCCCGACACUGCGACUUCGAAUGCCGCUGGCGACCUCAUGGUUGAUGGAUCCAAAAGCACGGACCUCUCCGGAUUUCUUGGAGCCCAGGAAGCAGCUAAACCUACAGGGGGCAGUGCAACUGUUGCUGGUGAUAUGGUUAACCGCGAGCCCCUUGUGCAACCUGCAGCACCAACUCCCGAGACUCCAGCACAAGAACAAGCACCACAAUCGGUUGCUGCUCCUGCAGCACAAGCUGCCCAAACUCCACCGGGCGCCGCACCAGCAUCUGGCGCGGCAGACGGGGAUAAGGCUCAUGCCUACAUUGUGGUUGUUGGUGACGAAGGUAAAGCCAAUGGCCAAGGCACGCUAGAGGCAGCCCCUGAAACAGCAAAUCAAGACCUAUCCGUGGGCCCCAACGGCGAGCAAAGGUUUGCCGUCAAGGUGGCGCCUGGUGCCGAUAAUGAACCGCAGCAGCUCAAGGUUGAGUCUGACAUAAAGUAUCUCACCUUGGACGAAUUGGCAAACCUUUCGGGCCAGAGCAAGGAGGAUUUGGAUAAUGUUGUGAAACAAAAGAUGAACCUGGACUCGGCCACGCCGCGUUUUGUUUUGUCUCCGUUGGAGAAGAAGGGCCCAGAGGCAGCAGCGGCGGCUCCAGCCGCGGCAGCAGCAGCUCCAGCGGCAGCCGCUCCAGCAGCGGCGGCGGCAGCAGCACCGGCGGCAGCAGCAGCACCAGCGGCGGCAGCAGCUCCAAAACCGCCGCCACCUAAGCCUGGUCAAAAAGGCAUCUUCGUUCCCGAAGGAAUGCAAGCUGUUCCCGACGAUGUUGCCGAAGCUGCUCGUGCAAUUUCCGCGAUGGGUGCUACGGAUAUCAAAGAAAUGAUGGAAAAACUCAACCAGGGUGACAUUGGUGACAUUCUGAAGAAGCUCCAGGAUGCCGAAAAACGACAGAAAAAGCUCGAAAAGCAACUCGCUCAGGCAGGUGUUGCUAUUGCUGAUGAUAUUCCCUACGAGGAAGCAAAAGAGAAGGUCGAGGAAAUUGCCAAGAGAAUGAACGAAAUUGGUGGCAGCGAUGUCACGCACCCGGACAAAGAGGAACAGACGCGUCUGCGUGAAGAGUACUUCAAACUCGAACAAGAGAUGGAGCGUUACAAUUCAGCUCUGAUGAUCACGGAAGAGUAUCAAGCUGAACAAGAUCGAAUCGAGAGGAAAUGGGAGGACGACAACUUGCAGGCGAAUAUUGAUGCGCUCAAACAGCUACGUCGUCACAUGCCAGUGAAUAUCAGGAACCUCAGUGAGGCAGCUUUGUGUGGUAACCCAUCACCCAACGGCAAAUUUCUCCCAAAGGCAACAGCGAAGAAAUUCAAGCGUACUAACGUUCUUAUGCUGCUUCGACUCGACCCUGGUGACAUUGAAAGAAUGCAUCCAUCCACACUGGAGAACAUGCGUGUGACAGGUCUGACGCUGACCGAGCGUCGCGCAAUCUAUGCUCAUGUGCAAUCCAUUGGACCAAAAUGGAACAAGAACAAAGCGGAAAAGAUGACGGAGCGAAAAUGGACCUGGUACCAAAUGAUGAAGAAUAACUUCAAGGAAUCUCUGGCGCCCUACAUGAGGCACAUUGCCCAGUAUGGUCCACCAGACAACCAUCCGUAUGCAACUCGUGAUGAUCCCAGCGCUGGUUGCCCUUUGCUCGGAAAACAGUGUCCCGUGAAGGCCGACAAGAACCCCGAUUACACAGGAGACUACGGAUGGACUGAAGAAGCACAAUACGAGGCAUCCCAGGUCACCAAAUCCGAUGUUGACGAUCCAGGUGCCAAAGCGAUGGCAGAGGCAUUGGAGCUUGCCAAGGAAAAGAAAUCCAACGAGCGUGCAAAUGCUCUCAAAAAGCAUUACAAAGGUGUUAGGUUCGUUUCGCAGGCCAAUGGAAGUUGCGAGCAGAUGGAUGAGUCCAUGGAUAAGAUGGAGGCUGCCCAGGCCAAAUGGGUUGAGAACAGUCUAUUUAACGAGAAGUUCACCGACGAUGACAAGAAGAAAGAAGUGGCUAGCUUCACCGACUCUCUAAAUGAUCUGAAGCUUGCAACUCUGGACUUUGCAGGGCGGUCUGGUAUGCAAACCACUGGAAAGAAGAAGGCUGGAGGCGAUGGUCCUGACACUAGAAGUGCUACUGAGUGUGGUUUGUCAGACGAAGUGUUUGAAUGUGCUGAAGUCUUCUUCAAGUACAUGAAGGAUCGAAUGGAGGAACUGAAGGUGAAAGAUACGAGGGUUUCCAAGACGAUUGAGCUGCUGGAAGGAAUGCUUGGCGAGCUGCAUACCAAGAAUGUAGCAACACUCAAAAAGCUUGGCGUACCUCGUCCCGAUCGAUCUCGCAAACUCAAGAAGAUUGACGAGGUCAUCGAAGAGGUCAAAAAGAAGAUGGUUCCGGAAGUGGAGGAACCGGACGAAGACUUUGGUGCCACCGAGAAAGUGGUUAUUCCAGAACCUCCUCGUGGUGGCAGAGGUGGUCUGUUGGCUGGCAUUGCUGGCCGAGGACGCGGAAGAGGCGGUGGUGGCAGAGGAGGUUUGAUGGAUGCUAUCGCGGGUCGCGGCAAGAAGGGUGGUGGGCCCCCUGGCGGUGGCAGAGGCGGGUUGAUGGAUGCUAUCGCGGGUCGCGGCAAGAAAGGAGGUGGAGGCCCCCCUGCUGGUGGCAGAGGUGGCCUGAUGGCAGCUAUCGCAGGUCGUGGAAAGGGCGGUGGUGGAGGCCCCCCUGGUGGAGGAAGAGGAGGACUUAUGGCAGCCAUUGCUGCCCGCGGCGGUGGUUAA